CAAGAGAGGAAUAGAGAGAUGAUGACGAGGAGGAGUUUGAUUAACAUCUUCAGUCGAAGUUACAGUGCAGUUGUUCGAGAUUCAGCGGAGCUAACAAAAGUUAUAAAAUCCGAACUCAAACACGAAAAAAAUACACUUCCGUAUUAUCUGAUCAAAAAUGAACUUGGAUCAGUGGGGAAUUUUACAUUAGAAUGGGAUAAAUCGGAAUCCAAAGAUGUGGUUCUAAGGAGGAAAAAUGAAUUUGGUGAAGAGAUUGAUGUUUCAUCUAGGGGUGCACAUACCCUACCCAUACCCGCCAAUCCUACCCUAUCCGCCAAUGUUUUAACCGUAAGGAAUUAUGGAAGCAUCUUAGAUGGAUCUGAAAUGGGCACUGUAAAGAAGCAGCAGAAGAUGUCAGAUCAGGUGGUAGAUAAGGCAUUGUUGACUGGAAUGCAAAGGGCCUCGGGUGUUGAGUCUUUAUUGGGUCCUCCUAUUGCUGAAGAAGAAGAAGAAAUACACAAAAAGGGUUUAUUUCCUAACACAGGGCUAAUGAAAGUUUGCAUAAAAAAGCCUGGGUUGAGUUCCAUUUUGCAGUUUGAUUGUGGUUGUAUUGGUAAAUGUGAAGGUGGUUCUGAAUUUUCUAUCCAGAAUGCUUACUAUCUUCCAUCUUCCAGCUCUUUGGGAGGUUCAGUUUAUAGAGGCCCCUUGUUCAGCACUCUGGAUCCUGGGUUACAGGAUGCACUGAAGGGUUAUUUGAGGGCUAGAGGAAUUGUAGAAGACUUCACUGAUUUCCUCCUGCACCACUUGCAUAAAAGAGAAUACGUUCAAUACAUGGAAUGGCUACAAAAACUAGACUCUUCUGUAAGAGCUUGAGGUUUUGCGUUGGUGGUGAUUGUCAGUCUCUAACUUCAAAAGGAAGCAAGCAGCCAAUAUGCGUUAUCUUUCUCUUGUUUAUCACAUCAUCUCUUUUUCUUUUUC
Molecule: messenger RNA, 957 nt
Organism: Papaver somniferum (opium poppy)
Lineage: Eukaryota; Viridiplantae; Streptophyta; Magnoliopsida; Ranunculales; Papaveraceae
Exons: 6
Coding region: 19-852 (277 amino acids)
Cellular component (GO): mitochondrial matrix
Source: RefSeq, a predicted model, not a curated record